UCUAACGAGUCUGAAGGAAACGACACUGUUCUGUUGACACAAAUCUCUUGAAACCAUAUAGUCAACAGCACCGACGGUCUGAGCUUCAGAAAUCUCUUUGGGUGGCAGAAUGGAUUAUUCAGAUGAUCUUCUGGACUAUAACUAUAGUUAUGAGUUCAAUUACUCUUUUCACGAGGAGACCGUUUGCAAGCACGAACCGACGUGUUUGAAUGAACCCUUGUGUGUAAUUUUAGUUGUGGUCAUCGCGGCCAUUUUUCUGCUGGGCUUCUGUGGAAACGCUCUGGUCAUCUGGAUUUCUGGCUUCAAGAUGAAGAAGACCGUCAACACCACCUGGUACAUGAGCCUCGCCGUCUCCGACUUCGUCUUCUGCGCCUUCCUCCCGUUCACCAUCGCCAACAUGGCGAUGGAGGAGUGGAUCUUUGGCCGCUUGAUGUGCAAGUUCGCCUCCUCAGUCAUGUUCCUCAAUAUGUUCAGCAGCAUCUUCCUCCUGGUCGUCAUCAGCAUCGACCGCUGCGUGUCGGUCCUGUUUCCGGUCUGGGCUCAGAACCACCGCACUGUUAAGAAGGCGUCCGUCGUAGUGUUAAUUUGCUGGCUCCUCGCCAUCGCCAUGAGCUUACCCUCCGCCGUCUUUCGCGAGGUUAGCACCCACGUGGGGAGAACCAUUUGCUACAAUAAUUACACCUCGUACCAACACGGUCACGAGAUUGUGGCGCUGAGCCGCUUUCUCGUUGGGUUUAUCGUCCCGUUCGUUGUCAUCCUCGUCUGCUACUCGAUCAUCGUUCUCAAACUGCGAAGCAACCGCGUGAUCAAAUCCUCCAAACCCUUCAAAGUCAUGUCUGCACUCGUCGCUGCUUUUUUCCUCUGCUGGCUGCCCUACCACGUGUCCAUCCUCCUCGAGCUCAACCAUCAAAACUACGACCACCGCAUUUUAAUCGUGGGACUCAAAUUGGGCUUCUCUACGGCUGCAGCCAACAGCAUCCUCAACCCGGUGUUGUAUGUUUUCAUGGGCAAUGACUUCAAGCAGAAGUUCAAGAGCUCCAUGCUCUCAAAGAUGGAGAACGCAAUGGCAGAGGAAGGCCGCACCACCAGCCGAUACCUGUCCAGGACGAGCUCCAUGGAUGGCCGAGCUUCCACACACAUCUAGACCCAAACUGUUUCACUCAUUAGAAAUGCUGUUUUCUGAAAUGUAAUUACCCCACAGCAUAUAAAAUAUAGAUUCUCUGUGCUAAUGAGCAUUUUUGUUGCACUUUUCCUCUGUUGGCAGCAUCGAGAAAGCAGUUGCCAAUGGAGGCUCGCAAUACAUUAUGCAGUGGAAUAAUCUGCGAGUUUGAGCCAAUAUCUAAAUAUGUAUUUUACUCAUUGUGCUGUGCAGGGACAACAUUAAUCCCAUUCAGCAGAAGGAACGUUUGCAGAGCAUGUUUUUGGAGAGUUAUGCAGGCAGUUUCAACUGCAGCAUUAAGAGGAAUCUGUAAAAUAUGAGGGAUAAUUUCUUAUAAGUGUAUCAUUAUAUAAAGCGUGGGCUGAAAUUGUAUGAUGCUUAAAGGAGCAUUCAGUGUGAUACUUUUACAACCAAUUUUCAUGUAUUUUUUUCCAUCCUGAAUUGUGGCAGUAGAUCAACUAUAAUUGCACAUUUGGGAGUCUCGGAGCUCUUGUCUGCUCUUACAUGUUUUUUUUUUUUUUUACAGUGUGCGCGUUUGCGUACGUGCUUGCGCGCGCAAAAAUGUGGUGAAAAGGGCUCCAGUCUUUUUGCAGGAAAUCUUUGCUGAUCAAUUUAGAAUUCAACAACUAAAAUGGUCCUAUUGAACGCAAAGAUAACUCUCACUGAAGGAAAAGCAAAGAAUGGAUUUCUGGUAGUUCUUUUCUUUAAAAUGCAGCACACCCAGCUGCUAUUACCGGGGGACAAAAAUAUCAUGUUUAAUGGAAUUUGUAUUUUAAUGUUUGAGCUGUUCAGUGACUGAUUUGUGCAAUAAACCAUAUAUUUCUAUUUUUUAAUAAAGCUAUAAAUAUAAACAAUA
Messenger RNA from Pungitius pungitius (ninespine stickleback), 2015 nucleotides. RefSeq names its product chemokine-like receptor 1 (gene cmklr1). Lineage: Eukaryota; Metazoa; Chordata; Actinopteri; Perciformes; Gasterosteidae. Gene Ontology annotation, molecular function: complement receptor activity; G protein-coupled receptor activity. Bases 110 to 1144 code for a protein of 344 amino acids. The record is from RefSeq and is a predicted model, not a curated record. Gene Ontology annotation, biological process: phospholipase C-activating G protein-coupled receptor signaling pathway; inflammatory response; complement receptor mediated signaling pathway. The transcript has 2 exons. Gene Ontology annotation, cellular component: plasma membrane.